AUGUUCCCGUUACUUUAUUAUUGUCCUUUCCACAGUUUGCAGUUGCAGGAGACGCCGAGGCAGAAACGGAGUUCUUCAUGGCUCGACGCUGUCUCAGCCCUCUUUCUUUCUCUGCUAACCAGUGGUUUUUUUUAAAACUUUUUUUCGCCCAUGUUACGUCAGAAUUUCACAGUGAACGCUGAGUUCAUCAAAAAAUUUCUAUCAAAAUUAGGAAAUCUAACUAUAUCUUUUUUUAAAGGUCCUUUGUUUUAGUCUCUCAAAAAAACUGAAUUGUUUUCAACUUUAAAUUCGUGUUUAUGAUUUAAAAAUAUCAAUCAAUCAAAAUAAAAGCAUAAACAAUUGUAACUCGAUGUCGAGCUCAUAUUUCUUCGUCAAAAAUCGUUUUAACUGUGCGCAAUCAUCAAUAAAAAGCUUGACAUGCAAAAAAAAAAGAUUUUUUGCGAGUUUGGAGGAAGGAGGCGUGACUUUGAGGACUUGAAUUUUUGCUACCAUCCCAUAGAAAGAGGAAAAAACUUUUCUAACUCAAAUAUUUUUCAUAGAUUCUCAUAAGUCACUGUUCUGAUGUACUACUUUUUUUAAUUAAAAAAUACUCGUACUUUUCACAAUGUCUACAAAGAAUGCUUUCAUACUUAGAAAGCAUCACUCAAUCACACAAAGCUCACAUUUAAACCACCUAAAAACUGCAAAGAAAUUAGAACCUAGGAGCCUCAUUUUACAUGUCCAUAAAAUUUAUAAAUUCUAUCUAAUGCAAUCAAAAAAUCAUUCACGUAUCUCCUCAGAAAGUCCAUUUCUACAGAUGAACACGUUUUACAUCAUUUACAACCUGCUGCUCUCCGUCGUUGGCUAUCAUCUGUGGCUUCUUUUUCCACGUCUCAAAACCAAUGAGAGGACAGGUGAAACUUCAAAACUUAUUCCAAGAACUUAUUUUGAAGAAGCUCACUUGUAGAAGUUCUCCUAUAUAACUCCAUGAAUAAAUAAAUAAAAUUCGUGGUCAAUACUUCAACAACCUUUCAACGGCUUAGAAACCCGUACGGCGGAAGCAGCAGACUCUGA
This is a messenger RNA of Caenorhabditis auriculariae, 1053 nucleotides long. Lineage: Eukaryota; Metazoa; Nematoda; Chromadorea; Rhabditida; Rhabditidae. The record is from the annotation of a GenBank genome assembly.